Molecule: messenger RNA, 315 nt
Organism: Vanrija pseudolonga
Lineage: Eukaryota; Fungi; Basidiomycota; Tremellomycetes; Trichosporonales; Trichosporonaceae
Exons: 3
Coding region: 1-315 (104 amino acids)
Source: RefSeq, a predicted model, not a curated record
AUGAUUCGCUCAAACCCAACAGCCAUCCCCCUCCGCCCGUCCGACCUCAAGCUCCUCCAGCGCGAGCUCGACGCGCGCCGCGACGCCGCAGCGUUGUCAGCAGCGGGGGCGGCGUCGGCCUCCGCUGCCGCCGCGAGUGCGGGCAAGGACAAGGCCAAGCCCAAGGCCAGCAAGGCGACGGCGCACGCGAAUGGCUCCAGCGCCACGACGGCCGCGGGCCCUGCGGACGCCGCUGUUGAGGAACCGAGCGGAUCGGGCUGUAGUCCGCUCAAUCUCAGCCUGCUGCUUGGCAAUCACCUCGCGGCUGGCUCGUAG